Messenger RNA from Cuscuta campestris, 1633 nucleotides. NCBI's taxonomy places the organism in Eukaryota, Viridiplantae, Streptophyta, Magnoliopsida, Solanales, Convolvulaceae. The record is from the annotation of a GenBank genome assembly.
GAAAAGGAAAAAAUGCUAAAGAAAGUUUUUUUUCUUAUUCUUUGCCGAUGAAAAUGAAAUUUAUUACUCUCUUGUAUUUCCCGUGUUCCUAACAAACCCAAAAGAUCAAGGUUUGGAAAUACAUUCUUGUAUCUUGUGAUGAAGAGUAGAUUGUGGAUGUUUUUGCAUCCAACAACAUUCGUGGGACACUUGAUACAGGAACUGUUUAGCCACCUUGCACUCAUUGAACUCUUUUAUUUAUUUCACAGGAUCGAAGAUCUAUGCUUUUGGAUACUGGUUUACCAGUUGCAACUUCAAUGAGACCCACUAUUCUUUCACACUCAAAGAAUGAUGACAUAGUAAGCAUCCAUAUCCGUCGGGGUGGUAUUGACUUUGACCAAAGUCAUAGCCAAUGGCUGUCUACAGUAUCACAGAAUCCUAAUGUUAUUUCAAUGUCCUUUGUGCCCAUUGCUUCAUUAUUAAGUGGUGUUUGUGGCAGUGGAUUCUUAGGUCAUGCAAUUAACUUGUACCUGCGAUACAAACCACCAAUAGAAGAACUUCAACAAUUUCUAGAGUUUCAGUUACCUCGGCAGUGGGCACCAGCAUAUGGUGAUCUUCCUCUUGGUCACCGUCGCAGGAAACAGAGUUCUCCAUCUUUGCAGUUUACUUUUAUGGGCCCCAAGCUAUUUGUAAAUACUGAGAAGGUGGAAUCUGGAAACCGGCCCGUGACUGGAAUUCGCUUGUACUUGGAAGGUAAAAGGAGUGAUCACUUAGCCAUACACCUGCAACAUUUAUCAACCCUUCCACAAAGUCUGCAACUAACGGAUGAUCUCACAUACGAGCCCAUUGAUGUGAAGACCGAGCGCGACUAUUUCGAACCCGUGAAGUGGAGCAUAUUCUCACACGUAUGCACGGCCCCAAUCGAGUACCACGGGGCCCGGGUAGACGACGCUUCGAUAGUGACCAAGGCUUGGCUUGAGGUGAAGGCGAUUGGGAUGAAGAAGGUCUUGUUCAUGAGGCUCGGGUUUUCCGCGGUGGGGUCCGCCUUGAUCCGCAGAUCAGAGUGGGACGAGCCUCUGAGCUCGUCCCGGAAAUCGGGUCUCAUCUCAAUGCUGAUCACCACACCUUUCAGCACCACAAAGCUCAACCAACACCCAGAGAAAGCUGUGAAAAUGGAUCUGAACUCGGCCGUUUACCCCGGGGGCCCACCUGCACCAGCAAGGCCUCCAAAGAUGACACACUUUGUGGAUACAAAAGAAAUGGUGAGAGGGCCCGAGGAGUCGCCGGGGUAUUGGGUCGUUACGGGUGCAAGGCUCUUCGUGGAGGACAGCAGGAUUAGAAUCAAAGUGAAGUACUCGCUGCUGACGAUAACAACGGAGGACUCAAAUCUUGUGAUAUGAUGAUUGUAAGGAUAUAUAUGUAUACAUGGUACCUUGUACAUUGGAUUUUGUACUAUUGGGGUUUGUUAAUGUGGUUGUGGGGGAUAUAGUAGAAGAUUGAUUGUUUGAUUAUGUGAUUAGCACCAAGUCUUGUGGAAGUAAGAAGUUUGUAAAGAAUUGGCACAAGUUCAAACUAAAGCCUUACAUCAUGGGGCAAGGCCAUUAUUUGGUAGCUCCAUUUUUUUAAGUUGAGAGAAUCAAAGAGUUCCAUUUUU